AUGGUUCUCGUAGCUAUUAUUUUGUUUAUUACUGACAGCCUUUACCUUGUGUUUCUCGGUCGGCUACCGGAGCGCGCUUUACUUGCCUCAACCCCGACAAACCACGAACGCAUCUUUAUCGCCAGUAUACAUUGGAAUAAUGAAGCAAUCUUGAGAUCCCAUUGGAACAAGGCAGUGGUAGAACUCGUGAAAUCUCUCGGUCCCAAGAACGUCUUUGUAGUGGUUCUUGAAAGCGGGAGUUGGGACGACAGCAAAGGCGCGCUGCGAGAGUUGGACGCCGAGCUGGCCCAGCUAGAUGUCCCACGCUCAAUCAUGCUGGAAGAAACAACACACGCGGAUGAGAUGCACCGAACACCAUCUCCUAACGAAACCGGUUGGGCAUGGACGUCGCGAGGCCGCAAAGAGCUCCGCCGUAUACCCUAUUUGGCAAAUCUGCGGAAUCGGGUUAUGUUAGAAAUGCUCAAAGCCGUCGAAGGCAACGCACAAAGUUUUGACAAGGUUGUUUGGCUUAACGAUGUAGUCUUUACGACCAAAGAUGUUGUCACACUUCUAUCCACUAAUGGCGGCGAAUACGCGACUGCGUGCUCUUUGGACUUUUCCAGGCCUCCCCUUUACUAUGACACCUUCGCUCUACGAGACAUAUCAGGCGCUAAGACCAUCACGCAAACUUGGCCUUACUUUUCCAACAGCGUUUCCCGCCGUGCAAUAGUAUCGAACGAAGUUGUUCCAGUCCAAUCUUGUUGGAACGGCUUGGUAGCUAUGGAUGCACGACCUUUCCUAGGAAGAGAACCCUUGCGGUUCCGCGGCAUAACUGAUGAGUUAGCUGAAAUGCACCUAGAAGGCUCAGAGUGCUGUCUUAUACAUGCAGACAAUCCUUUAAGCGCAACUAAAGGAGUAUAUAUCAAUCCGGACGUCAGAGUAGGCUACAACGCGGAGGCUUACAAUGUAGUAAAUGCCUUGUUGGCAUGGCCUACGUCGAGUGAGCGGAUCAAAGGCAUGUGGAAGUCCCGAAUGGCAACGCUCCCAGCUCUUUGGCGAUUCAAGUCAGAAAACCUAGUCAUCCAUUGGAGGUUGAAGCGUUGGGAAGCGCAACAGUCCGCUGACGGAAGAAAAAAUAGUGAGCCAGGAUUGCAUUGUCUUGUCAACGAGAUGCAAGUCUUAGCAGAGAACGGUUGGAAGCAUCUUUAA
Dothidotthia symphoricarpi CBS 119687 is the source of this 1188-nucleotide messenger RNA. RefSeq names its product glycosyltransferase family 69 protein. The transcript is spliced from 2 exons. Lineage: Eukaryota; Fungi; Ascomycota; Dothideomycetes; Pleosporales; Dothidotthiaceae. The record is from RefSeq and is a predicted model, not a curated record. The coding region runs from base 1 to 1188 and encodes 395 amino acids.